CACUUUACCUUCAAACUAAACAUCCCUGAAUCAAUCAAUCUACAAAUUUGAGAAUCAAUUGGAAGAAAAAAAAGGCUAAUUUUCCAUCUUAUUCAGAGUAGAUUGUUAUUGAUUGAUUCAUCUUGUGUGGCAAAAGAGAUAGAGAGAUGGAUUGGGAUAGCGUAGCUGCGGGGGAUGUGGUAGAGGCGCUAAGAGAGGUUGAGUGGUCGACGAGUCCUCGUUCCGUGGCAGAGUUCUUCUCCAGAUUCGCCUUCCCUCGCUCUUUCUCUAAAUGGAUGAGCCGCCUCAAAUGCAAUCUCUACUACUAUAGGACGAAUUACUUCAUCCUGCUGGUUUUCGUUCUGGGUCUUGCACUUAUCACCCGACCUCUUGCCAUCAUUGGUGCUGCUCUUACUGCCUUGAGCUUAGCUUUCCUUAACGACAGCUUUGCAGCUACUUUCAAUGAAAAGGCUAUCCGGACCAUAAGGCAAUUCUCGCCGCAUUUAGCUGCAAAGAUGAGGCCUCCCCACAUGCCUGUCAUUCGCGGGCGAUCUGCGUCUAGAAAGACGGUGUACGUUUGUGGCCAACCACGUUUGGUGUUCGUGUUGCUGGGAUUAACCGCUAGCUUUGUCUUGUGGUUUACUUCCUGCGGUUUGUUAUGGGUCCUUUAUGCACUUGCCACUGCUCUUCUCCUGAUCAUGCUUCAUGCGAGUCUGAGAACUCCGAACCUCAAGGCACGCUUGAACACAUUCCGUGAAGAGUUCAGGGCUGUGUGGCGUAACUACAGUGAACUUUAAAGUCAACAAGAAGCUUUCAAGCUUGAAGCUAAACGAAAGUUUCUAGUUAGCGCAUAAAAUUCCAAGCCAUUCCUUCAUGUGCGUGGAAAACAAUCAAAGUUAUUCUCAUCGUGUAGCUAGCUAGUAAAUUGUAAAGCCACUUUGUCUGGUUAGUUGAGUAGAAUCACAGGGUUGGUUGAUAAAUCGAUAUAGUGUUGUGUGCUCUUAAGGUUCAUUGUAAUGCUUCUGCUGCUCAACACCAAGUCUAUGUAUCCAUGGUUCAUACUCUUUUAGUCUUUACAUUGUGUUAGUGAUUCAGCUUUUCAAUACA
This is a messenger RNA of Brassica oleracea var. oleracea, 1086 nucleotides long. RefSeq names its product PRA1 family protein A3. The record is from RefSeq and is a predicted model, not a curated record. NCBI's taxonomy places the organism in Eukaryota, Viridiplantae, Streptophyta, Magnoliopsida, Brassicales, Brassicaceae. Gene Ontology annotation, cellular component: membrane.